GCUAAACCUCAUCCACAUACAUAGAUCAGUCUCUGCAGACUGCUCAAUCUUGUGUUUCUUCCUAAAAAGCGUGUUUUCUGCAACUUCUUUCAAACUAUCUGAUAUAUCUUUCUUCAUUUGAUCCUGAUUCCUGAGGCAAUGAAUAUGGCUUCUUCUUCUGCUACCAUAUUCCCUCAAGAAAAACAUGAUGUGUUUCUGAGUUUCAGAGGCGAAGAUACCCGCAAUACUUUUACAAGCCAUCUUUAUGCAGCUUUGCGUGGUAAGAAAAUCGAAACUUACAUAGAUUACAAACUAGAGAGAGGAGAUAAAAUUGCGCCUGCCCUUGUCGAGGCAAUUGAGAAAUCAAAGCUUUCCGUAAUCAUUUUCUCAAAAAAUUAUGCUUCUUCCACUUGGUGUCUUGAUGAACUUGUGCAUAUCUUGCGAUGCAAGGAAAGAGAUCGGCAGUUUGUUAUACCCAUUUUUUACGAUAUCGAUCCAUCACAUAUAAGAAAGCAGCAGGGGACUUAUGCAGAUGCAUUUGCUCAACUUGAAGAACGUUUCAAGGACAGUAUGGACAAGGUGCACAGGUGGAGAGAUGCUUUGAGGGAAGCAGCAAAAAUAUCUGGGUUUGAUAAUUCAAACAAAGCCGGGUCGGAGGCUGAUUUAGUUCAGACAAGUUGUCGAUGAUAUUUUGGCCAAACUAAAUCGUGAAAAGUCAAGUGAUUUGAAGGGAUAUGUUGGAAUUGAAAGCCACAUCGAGGAAAUUGAAUCAUUAUUAUCCAUUGAUUCAC
This is a messenger RNA of Pyrus x bretschneideri (Chinese white pear), 770 nucleotides long. RefSeq names its product TMV resistance protein N-like. Lineage: Eukaryota; Viridiplantae; Streptophyta; Magnoliopsida; Rosales; Rosaceae. Gene Ontology annotation, biological process: signal transduction. The record is from RefSeq and is a predicted model, not a curated record. Bases 139 to 666 code for a protein of 175 amino acids. The transcript has 3 exons.